CCGGUCAGCGCUGUGGGGGGCUCGGUCCGUCCGGUCAGCGCUGUGGGGGUCGGUCCCGCGUGUCCCCGCUGUAGCUGCAGGGCUCUGUCUGGCCUGGGCUGGAGCUGCCUGUGGGAGAGCUCUGAGCCCCGCCCGAGCUGGGAGCGAUGGGGGGGUCCCAACCCUCAGAGCCCCCCCUCGCUGUGACACCCCCCUCAGCCCAAAUAACCCCUCUCUCCCUCCCAGGCAGGGGGGCUGGGACUGUCUGUGUAGUGGGGGUGCUCGGAGCCACUGAACCUGGAGAUGAUGGAGACCACGGCCAAGCUGGGGGGGCAGCAGCCCCCCAGUUCCAGCACCGAUGUCCCCAGGGGCCUCUGUUGCGGCCUGACCCCUCCUGGCCUGGGGCUCAGAACUGACAACCAGCCGUUGGGGGCGGGGGACCCGUCCCCUAGGGCUGAGCUGCCUCCGGCUGGUUCGCUCCCUCCAGGCCCCUGGGGGAUUGUUCUGGCCUGGCUGGGGGCUGGGACUCGCCAGCUGGGUGCAGCCUGUCCCGGGCGGUGCCCGGCCCCCCCAGCCAGGUUCCUGGGCACGGCUGCGCUGAGCUCAGUUCAGAGGCCCUUGCUGGUGGGCGGGCUGCCGUUCUGCACCUUCCUGGAGGCGCACUGCCCCGUCGUCCGCGAGCCCUACUACCCCACGCCCUGGUGCUUCGAGGGCCGGCUCCAGACCCUGCUCCGCUUCUUCCUCCAGUCCCGGCCCCGGGUCUCCUACCGCAGCGAGUUGCUCCGCACGGCGGAUGGAGGGCAGCUGCUGCUGGACUGGGCGGACAAUGCAGAGAGCCAGCGGUACCCAGAGCCUGGCACACGCCCCACCGUCCUGCUGCUGCCAGGCCUCACCAGCAACAGCCAGGCCACCUACGUCCUGCACCUGGUGCAGCAGGCCUCCCAUGCGGGGUACAGGACUGUUGUGUUCAAUAACCGAGGGUGCAAGGGGGAGGAGCUGCUGACCCCCAGAGCCUUCUGCGCAAGCAACACGGAGGACCUGCAGACCGUGGUCACCCACAUCAAGGCCCAGCACCCGCGGGCACCACUCCUGGCUGUGGGUGUCUCGCUUGGCGGGAUCCUGGUGCUGAAGUACCUGGCGCAGCAGGGGCGCAACACGGGGCUGGUGGCUGCCAUGACCUUGUCCGUCCCCUGGGACACGGAGGAGUCCAGCCGCUCACUGGAGCAGCCGCUCAACUUCCUGCUGUUCAACCGGCGCCUCACGGCCAACCUCCGCCACCUCCUGAGCCGGCACAGGAAGGUGAUUGCAGAGAAGGUGGAUGUGGAGCACGUACUGCAGGCACGCAGCAUCCGGGAGUUUGACGAGCGCUACACAGCCGUGGUGUUCGGCUACGGGACGUGCGCCGCGUACUACCGGGACGCCAGCCCCUCGCACUCAGUACACGCCGUGCGCCUGCCUGUGCUGUGCCUCAAUGCAGCCGACGACCCCUUCUCGCCGCUGCAGGCCAUCCCCCUGGCCGCGGCACGGCGCCUCCCCACGCUGGCGGUGCUGGUGACAGCGCGUGGCGGGCACAUCGGCUUCCUGGAGGGGCUCUUCCCCCGGCACGAGAGCUACAUGGACCGCGUCUUCGCCCAGUUCCUCGCCGCCGCCUUCGAGCACAGCCAGGAGCUGAGCCGCAGCCUGGGACCCGAGCACCCAGCCCCACAAUAAACCUCCUGCCCGGCUACCUCCUGUCCUCCAUGAGCUGCAGGGAGGGGACGGCCCAGGCCAGGGCUCGGCUGCGGGGGCCGUCGGGCUUGUUCCCAGGGCUGGGGACAGCCCGGACUCUAGAGGGGAAAGGCCCUGCUGGACCCCUGCCGGGGAGGACUGGGGGAGCUGUAUGGAGACCAGCU
Mauremys reevesii (Reeves's turtle) is the source of this 1871-nucleotide messenger RNA. It is a transcript of the gene ABHD1, whose product is annotated as abhydrolase domain containing 1. NCBI's taxonomy places the organism in Eukaryota, Metazoa, Chordata, Testudines, Geoemydidae. The transcript has 9 exons. The record is from RefSeq and is a predicted model, not a curated record. The coding region runs from base 283 to 1689 and encodes 468 amino acids. Gene Ontology annotation, molecular function: acetylesterase activity; monoacylglycerol lipase activity. Gene Ontology annotation, biological process: medium-chain fatty acid catabolic process; medium-chain fatty acid biosynthetic process.